This is a messenger RNA of Radiomyces spectabilis, 4281 nucleotides long. RefSeq lists its product as uncharacterized. NCBI's taxonomy places the organism in Eukaryota, Fungi, Mucoromycota, Mucoromycetes, Mucorales, Radiomycetaceae. Gene Ontology annotation, molecular function: ATP hydrolysis activity; ATP binding; P-type transmembrane transporter activity. Gene Ontology annotation, cellular component: membrane. The record is from RefSeq and is a predicted model, not a curated record. The transcript has 9 exons. The coding region runs from base 1 to 4281 and encodes 1426 amino acids.
AUGAGAAUUGCUACGAUCCUCGGUGUACUGUCUGUGCUUCUCUGGAGUACACAGGCCUUGCCGGUUUUUGAGAUCGUCAAUGAUAAAGAUAGAUACGGCAACGCUUGUCCUUUGAAACCAUCGUACAACGUAUCGUGUCCUUUGCUGUGCGUUACCGACUACAGUCUAUGUCCUCCUGCUUUGGCGCCUACGUGUCCGCCUGGUCUAUCAUUCUGUACUGACGGUGAAUGUCAUUCGUCUUGUGAGGGCAUCAGCAAUGAAUGUCUAUGCACUGAAGCCGCACUGCCUAUGAAUUAUGUUCCAUGUGCUGCCGGUCAGCAUGUUAACAUUACACACUUUGAUCCCAACAACAAGGACCAACAAACUCAAGACACAUGUGCCAAGGCUGCUCAACUCAAUGCCUCAGACGUGGGUGUUUGGGGUACAUUCAAUCAAUCCAGCAUUUGGUUGCAAUGUCCUGUCAUUGAACCACGGUUCACUUUUACUGAACCGAGAUGGAUUGCUGUAUGGGCUAUCAUGGGGGCCGAAGCUGCUAUUCUCAUCUUAUGGCACCUCUACAAACUUGCCAGAGAGACCAAAUUCCACCGCGCACUCGAUAAACCACUUGAAAAGCCUGCCUCGCCACCCAACCUUGUGAACGAGAAAGAAGUAGCGAUGGCGAAUAUGGCGGCGACGAACGGUAGCAUCAGUGACGAGAAAGCCGCUUUCAAGAAGAAUAAUGCAGAGGAAUCCAGCCAAGGCACCUUUAGCGAUCGUUCAUCCGACAGCGCUUCGCUCAAGGACUCGGAACGUUUACGGUUCCGUGGUUUCCAAAAUGAUUUCUUUGGUUUGUUCGCGUUCGGUUCGGUCAUCAUCAUCACUUUACUGUUUGUGGUAUUCCUAGCUGUUCUCGUCAGUGAUUAUUACGGUAAUUUGACGGGUGUGGAACUUGCCGCCUUUUUGUCUUCCGAUAUGUCAUCGAAAAUCUUUUGUGCUGUCUGGCAUCUGGCAGCUGCUUGGUUUGCGGUUGUUUUGCUUUGUCGUAAACGUAUCCGCAACUACUUCCGUAUUGAAUCCUACGCCCAUAAAUGUCCUUUUGUUCAAGUCGAACGGCGACAGGAAGAACUCGUCUUUCUCGCUGACGGUAGUAAAUGGAUCAACAAGCUCAAAGAUAUCGAACAACGCAUCAUCAAACGUUUGGGCAUGGAUAUCCUCGUCUCAACUUGUCCUGUGCAUUUAUCAACCAACAAUCUCCGCUAUUUUGAAUACCAGUGCAUGCGCUAUGUGUAUAACGCUGAAAAAGGGAGAUUUGAACCCUAUGAGUUCGAUUUAGGGUGCACCCAUCGUAAACUCCGCAGCUGGUCCAAAGGUGUCAGCUCCGAUGUCGCUCACAAUCGCCUCGAACUGCUCGGUGCUAAUCUGAUUCGCGUCGAAGUCCCAAGUAUUCCAUUGGCCAUUAUUCAAGAAUUCGCUUCGUUCCUUUACUUGUACCAAAUGAUGUGUAUGUGGGUGUGGUACUAUUUCCAAUAUUUCAAGAUGGGUUUGGUCCAAACCUGCAUUAUCUUUGCUGCCGCCUUCAUUCGCGUGUUUUUGCGUUUGCGCGCCGAAUACCGCAUCAAGCAAAUGGCCGAACAAAAAACCACUGUCAAUGUGCUUCGUGAUGGCGAAUGGAUUGAGAAUAUGUCCAGUGCGGAUAUGGUGCCUGGUGAUGUUUUCGAAGUGCAAGAACAAAUGCAAGUGUCCUGCGAUGCGGUGAUUCUCUCCGGUACCAUUGUCGUGAACGAAUCUUCCUUGACUGGCGAAGCCAUGCCUAUCCGCAAGUUCUCUAUUCCCGACGAUGAUAAUACAUACGAGUUAUUGGGAUCUGGCAAGGUCAAUACACUCUUUGCGGGUACAAGUGUGUCGCAAACCAUGCCUGCUAUCAAUGAACAACGCGUCACGGCUUUGGCGUUACGUACUGGCAUCACCAGUGAAAAGGGCAUGCUUAUUCACAAGAUUUUGUUCCCUACGCCUGUCAGUUUCAUUUUCAACGAACAUCUCAAGCUCGCUAUUUGUAUCUUGCUGUUAUGGGGUGGUAUUGCCUUUGCUCUCACCUUGUACCUUAUGGGUCGCGGCAACAUCACUAGCUGGUAUUACGGUGUCUUCAUCAUGUCCCAGAUUUUCUCGCCCUUGUUGCCGGCUGCCUUCACGAUCAACCAAUCUGUUUGCGCCGCUCGCCUACGCACCAAGAAAAUUUUGUGCAUUGAUCUCCCGCGUAUCAAUUUGUCGGGAAAAGUCCGCAUCUUCUGCUUCGAUAAGACCGGUACCCUGACACGUGAAGGUCUUGAAUUUUACGGAGCUGUCGCCGCUUGUAAAAACGAGUCACGAUCUUUCCUCGAGCGAGAAGAAGAUUCGCUGGCCAUGGAACCGACCCUAGCUUUGGGUAUCGCGACCUGUCAUGCUGUCACCAAAGUCAAGGAUCAAUUUAUUGGUAAUCCGGUUGACAUUGAAUCCUUCCAUGCCAUGAAAUGGGAACUUUUACCCCCGGCCGACAAUCUGUACCUUGAUACCCUUGUUCCUCCCGCAGCCACACCCAAUGAUAAGCCUGUCCCGGUUCACAUCGUUCGUCGUUUCGAGUUCGUUCACGCUCGCGCCUCUCAGUCGGUGGCUGUUCUUGAUCCUAAAGAUGACCAUGUCCAUGUCUUCCUGAAAGGUUCUUUCGAACGCGUUAAAAAUUUGUCCCGUUCCGAAUCCAUCCCCCCUAACUAUGAUCAAGUCGCCGCCAAAUAUGCGCAGGAAGGUUGUUACGUCCUAGCAAUGGCUCACCGUGAUCUUGGUAAACUCGGAGAUGAUAUCACCAUGGCGGAAAUCAAGAAGAUGACGCGUGACGAUUUGGAGGAAGGUUGUGAUUUCACCGGUUUUGUUCUUUUCCGAAAUAUGCUCAAGCAUGAUACUGCCGACGCCAUUGCUGAAUUGAAGGAAGGUGACACACGUACUGUCAUGAUUACGGGUGAUACCGCUCUUACUGGUAUCUUUAUUGCCCGCCAAUGUGGUAUGAUCGCUCCUGGUCAGACUGUUUUGCUGGGAGAUGCUGUCAAUGGCUCCAUGAUUUGGCACGAUGUCGAUUCCGGUGAUCAGGUGAACGUGGACGAAGUUUUGGCUGCGGAUCCUCGCGAAGAACAUGACAAACAAGUUGAAUUGGCGAUCACCGGUCGUGCUUUUGAAUUCUUGAUCUCUCGGAAUCAGAUGCGCCAGUACUUAUUGCAUACACGUAUUUUUGCCCGUAUGACUCCCAACGACAAGGUGCAAUGUGUGCAAUUACAUAUGGAGAAGGGCGUGACAGCCAUGUGUGGUGACGGUGGUAACGAUUGCGGUGCUCUUCGUGCAGCUCAUGUUGGUUUGGCGCUUUCCGAAGCCGAAGCAUCCAUUGUAUCGCCUUUCAGCACCAGUAACAGAUCCAUCAUGCAAUGUGUCGAAUUGCUCAGACAAGGUCGAGCGGCUAUUGCUACCAGUUUUGCCAAUUACAAGUUCUUGAUCUUCUAUGGUGAAUCGAUGGCUUUCUGGGAAUUGCUGAUGUUUUACUUUACUGUGAUUGCUCCCCAGUCAAUCUGGAUUACAAUUGAUGGUUUCAUCACUACCACCAUGACGUUUGCUAUUACUCAAGCUCAGCCCGCGGCCAAGUUGGGUCCUUCACGUCCUACUGCCAAACCUCUGGGUGCUUACACCUUAGCAUCUUGCUUUGGUAUUAUUUUCAUCAACUUUUGGUUUAUCACGAUGAGCGUUGUUUGGCUGUUCCAACAAGAUUGGUUUGUGUGCAAUGAGUUUGACAGUUCUGCUAUCGAUUCAGCACAGUGGUGGCUCCUUGGUGAUAAUUAUGAGUCCGAAAUCAUUUCUCUCGUUAUCAUUUUCCAGUUCUUUAACAAUGGUGCUCUCGUCAACUUUGGCUCUGUCUUCCGUCAAGCAUGGUGGCGUAAUUAUACUUUGGUCUUCAUCUGGUGUUGCUUCUUUGUCAGCACCAGUUACAUGAUGCUGGCCGACCCCAAUCCUUACGGCUGCAUGUUCCGUAUUAAUUGCGGUACCCCCAGGGUGCUGGAGGAGCUCGGAUACCCUAAACCAACUUGGUCAAUUGAAGAGUAUAAUGCCCCGUUGGGUCAUAACGUACUUCCUCGCUGGUUCCGAUGGCAAUUGUGGGGUUACGUUGUUGCCAAUUGCGCUGCGAAUCUUAUCUGGGAACGUAUCGUUAUCCUUUGGAUUGCACGCGACUGGGCGAUCAAGAAAAAUCAAGCCAGCCCUAAAAAGAACAGAGCCAUCUUUAAAUUGUAA